AAAAUUCAAAUGUUCAAGGUCAAUUCAGGGUCAUUUUGUUCUGUCAUGAAGGUUUCACGGUUCUUCAUAUUUACUUAUCGUUAUUCGUAUUUGUAUUUAAGCUGCUACAAAGACUCACAUAAGCUUUAAUAAUUUUCAUCGUUGGCGUUGUUAUUUCAAACAUUUUACACAGUUGCCAUACAUAAUUAAAUAUUAACCUAUGACUAGCCAAAUUAAAUUUGCUUCUUAAACAGUCAGAAUCAAGGAAUUAGCUUCACAUCAUUAACAAUGGUUUUAAAAUAGGUUCAAAAAAAUACUUUUUUCACAAUUGGUUUGUAGCUAGGGUUUUCAUUACGAGCUGAUAUCAAAUAUAAUGUAGAUGAGACAUAUUAGGCAUUUAAAGCAGUACGUACGAGGUUCGUUUUCUUAUCCGGACAAUAACACUGAGGUUCAUAUACAACCAGCUGACGAGCAUUUAUUGAGGUGUGAUACGUCCCUUGGUCCCCCUCUGCCAUUAUUGGCAGACAAUUGUCCAACCGCGCUGUAAUCUCACCAUUGAACAAAAGACACAUUUAACGACAGUUCUUUAAAAAUACCAGUAAACUUAGAAUUUGUGUUUAAGAAAGUUUGCUUUCAGUCCAGCUUUUACUUAUGAUACGAGAUUUUCUAUCUUAUAUGUGAUUGAUUCUCCCAUUAGUUAUAGCCUCUGCCGUAUUUUUUUAUUUUACUCCAUACUGAUUAUUCAACAUAUGGGGCCAAGUCCAAAAUGUGGUUUUGUACACAUUAUCCAAGUUCUAUGUUAGUUAGUCUUUGAUAGGAAGAUGAAUAUAAGUCUGUUAAUCAUGCGUAAUGAAGCUUAUUUAACGGGUUUAAUCUUCAUCAGUGUAAGAUUCGUGGAGACAUUUUUGCGGUCAAUAUUUAAGACCCCACCGCUGAACGAACUCAAAACCUCCAGGUAUUGUGAUAAGCACUUAUUCGCUAUCUAUGUUUAACUUCAUUCAAUUCGUUAUGUAGCACAACUAUUUAAUCUUUAGUGGUUAACUGCCUCACACCAGACAGUUUGACUCCAUUAGUGUUAAGUUCUAACUAGGACUCCAUGAUUUGCUUCUCAAAAUAAAUCGCUAGUAGGGGCAUAAUAAUUACCAGUAAUUGGUUUUGCAAAAUGUUUUUGAAUUUUAUCGAGAUCACUUUAUUUCCAAUACGAUUUUAGUCGGGAAUUUAUGCUUUUCUUUUUCUAACUGAUGAUAAUUAAUUUCUUAUGAACGUCCGUGCAAACUUAGUCUCAGUUUAGUUGCAAAAUUCUUUGGUUGGAUGCUAAUAACUUUGACUUAAACCUCGAUAUUCAACUUGAAUAUCAUAUGAUUAUCAACUGCCAUGCUAAUUUACAAAGGUUUAAUAAAUCUUUUGAGUUGAGAGUACGAAUGUAACAACAACCCACCUUGAUAAAUCAUCAGUUAUCUGCCUGAAUUUGAUGAAAAUCCUUCCAGAUUUCAUAUUCGUAAUAGGGAAUUUCAUCCACUUAAUAUGUCUAAAAGUAGAGUGCAAAACAAAUCAUUUCAGAUAGUUUUUGUUUCAAAACAAAUGUAUUACCAAUCUUGCUGGGAAUGUCAAAUGUGUGUUACCCUCCAAAUUCCAAAGCUUAUAAAAGCUAUCUAAGUAAUCAUGUCAAUGAUAGGCCUCUUUUGAUACAUUUCACUAAUACUUUGUUUUGUCUUUCAUGAAUUUUACUAUACUUUCCCUUGAAAUUACCAAGACAUUAGGAGUCAUUCAUGCCAUUUUUUAUUUUUGAUUUGGAAUAAUUCUUCCCAUUUAUUUGUUUCAGUAUCUUUUAAUUUUUAAUACUGUUAGUUUCGUAUACGCCGCUUAGCUAUAAAGCUAUCUAUCAACAAAGUCAUCGCUGCUACACCCAUGUACCAGUUUGUUCAAAGUGUGCUAAAUUUCACUAAAUAUUCAUAAAAAACCGGUUUUAUUUUAUUUAUUUAUUUUAUUUUAACACAUAAGUAUAGGUACAGAGAAGCACCAAGUACAUAUGCGCCACACGAAUCUCAAUUGAUUUGUGUGAGGGCUGUGAUACUGCUCGGGUGCCCAAACCGAAGCAGGUGGUUUUCUUAGGGGGCCACACCCCGAGCCUUCGACCUGAACGUCUGACCCACAAGGCAGUGGAGCAUCGUGAGGAGAUGCAGUUCCAUGGUAGCCGGUGACCAACGAUUGGUUCAUACUCCAUUUGUUCCUUCAGGAUACUGGAGCCCAUGUGCACCAUUGAUUUGGGGUCCGGUUAUAGCGCCGGACAUUCGCUUUUCGUCCUCUCAUUUUCGUAAACAACAGUAAUGCCACGAGAAGGCAGUGAGUAGGACUUCCCUGGCAGAGGCUAUAUACGCAUGGCCCAGUUUGUUCAAAGUGUGCUAAAUUUCACUAAAUAUUCAUAAAAAACCGGUUUAUGUCAGCAUCUAUACAACAAACAAUUUUAAAGGGUACACUUAUCAUAUGUAGUGUACAACAAUUGAUACAUCUGACAACUACCACACACAUGAAAGGAUUCAAAAAUACUAUCAAACUUAAAGUGUGAUGAAUGGCUCCAAGUAUUCAUUCACCGUUUAAUAUGCUUCUUGCUUCUUGUAGAGGUUUUAUAUGUAGAAUUGUGUUUAAUUUGAAUUUUUUAUUUAGUAGAAUUAACAUGUCUACGUACAACAGUAAUAUUUUCCAAAAUUUUAGUCUAUCUUAAGCAUUCCAUCAAUGAUUGGAUUUUGUACAAGUAUCGGGAAGAUUUCAACUGGAAUACGGACGUUUACAAAGGCAAGUUCUCUUUAUACUCCGAUCCGUAACAAAAUCUACAUUGAAGUUUAUGGGUGUCAAAUGAACCAUAGUGAUACCAAUAUUGCUCAGAGUUUACUGACGGAAGCAGGGUAUACUAUUGUCCCGUCGGAUGAACAGGUUGGUACUUUUCUUCAAAUAUAAUCCGACAGUGUGACACUGUCUUGCUCAUGACAUGUGCCAUUCGAGAUAGUGCUGAAGUAAAAAUUUGGCGACGUAUUCAGCACCUGCGAUCUCUUCAUCGUAAAUCAUAUAUAAAAAUAGGUGUUCUAGGAUGUAUGGCCAAAAGGCUAAAGGAUAAACUCCUUAUGGAUGACAGCAGUAAAACUGCAGAUUUUGUUUGUGGCCCUGAUUCUUACCGUGAUUUGCCAAAACUUAUUGAAGAUGCUCAUUCUGGAUUAAAAGGUGCUAGCGUCGCAUUGUCUCUGGAAGAGACAUACGCAGAUGUAACUCCUGUACGACGUCAUUUUACAACUGACGAAUCCUCAGACCCUAUCCCUGCUCCUACUGCUUUCCUAUCAGUUAUGCGUGGGUGUGAUAAUAUGUGCACCUAUUGUAUAGUACCUUUUGUCAGAGGACGUGAACGCAGUAGACCAUUGGAUUCAAUCCUUCACGAAGCACAAAGCUUAUUUAAUCAGGGAGUAAAAGAAAUCACUUUGCUUGGACAAAAUGUUAACAGUUAUUGUGAUAAUUCGAAUGCAGACUUAUCAAUCAACUCAUCUAAAACGAUUUCAACACUUGUCCCUGGAUUUAAAACUGUUUAUAAACCAAAAGUUGGUGGUUUAAGAUUUUUCGAUUUAUUAGACCAAGUAAGUCAAAUUAGUCCAGAACUUCGUAUUCGAUUCACAUCACCACAUCCAAAAGAUUUCCCAAAAGAGGUUCUUCAACUAAUUUCUGAACGUAAAAAUAUUUGUUCAAAUAUACAUUUACCAGCUCAAUCAGGCAGUAGUGUUGUUCUGGAAAAUAUGAGAAGAGGUUAUACUAGACAAGCCUACAUAGAGUUAGUGAACACUAUUCACGAAAUAGUUCCAAAUGUUAGUCUUACAAGUGAUUUUAUCGCAGGAUUUUGUGGUGAAACUGAAGAAGAUCACUCUCAAUCUCUUGAGCUCAUUGAACGUGUUGGUUAUUCGUUUUGUUUCUGUUUUCCGUACAGUAUGCGUGAGAAAACUUUUGCAUAUCAUCAUUUAACUGAUGAUGUACCAAUUGAAGUGAAAAAACGACGACAUGAAGAGUUAUCAAUGAUAUCUCGAAAUAAAAGUUUAGAGUUUAAUCAAAAACAAAUUGGCACUAUUCAAAUUGUUUUAGUUGAAGGACCCAGUCGUCGUUCACCAACGCAAGUGUUUGGACGUAAUGAUUAUAAUACGAAGGUAAUUUUCGACCAAAAUGUUACACAAACACCAACUACUAAAAAUCAAGAUUCUUCGCAUGUAUCCUUCAAGCCUGGUGAUUAUGUGGUUGUUGAGAUUGUUGGUGCGACGUCUCAGACAUUACAAGGGAAGGCUCUUGGCUUGUCUACACUUGGAGAUUUUUGUAAAACAAAGUGGCAUAGUAUGAAUACAGCUAAAAUAAUAUAA
This is a messenger RNA of Schistosoma spindalis, 4364 nucleotides long. NCBI's taxonomy places the organism in Eukaryota, Metazoa, Platyhelminthes, Trematoda, Strigeidida, Schistosomatidae. The record is from the annotation of a GenBank genome assembly.